UAGACUUCGGAAAUUUAUUGUGACUGAGCUGAAGAGAGAUAUAGACUUUGACAUUUUUAUUGAUACGUUGGAUGGAAUAAAGCACCAUUUUAUUACUGCAUCUUCAUGAAUAUACCAAAGGUGUCAAAGGAGGCAUGAUGAGUGUAUAUCUUAAGCUACUUGGGUUGGUUCUCUGCAAAACUGUGUUUACACAGUAUGCAUGUAACGUGUGCUCCUGCUGUAAAAAUGGUAGAAGUGGUUGCAAUUUUGUUGGAGGAACAUGUAUUUAUGGUUGUAUCCCAGGAUUUUACGGCUCCCAAUGUCGAAACGCUUGUUCUACCGGUUGUCUGAUUUGUUCAGACAACACAAAUAGAUGCAUUUCUUGUAAAAACGGUUUUUAUCGUGAGCAACAACAAAGUGAUAAUGAAUAUCAAUAUUCCUAUUAUUGCCAUGCAUGCAGAUCAAACUGUGUAUCUUGUGUAACUUACAACGAAUGCACUGCAUGCAUUGACGGAAAAUACAGCGUUUAUUUACCCAAUCAUGGCUAUGUGCGUGAUUGCAGAUUUGACUGUAAGCCUAGUUGCAAAGCAUGCACAUCUUACGAUACAUGUACGUUAUGUGUAGACGGAAAAUACAACAACGAAUACAAACCUUGGUAUAAAGACUGUAGGUAUAAUUGCAAGUCAAAUUGUAAAUCGUGUUUAUCGUACAAAAACUGUUCAUCUUGUAUUGAAGGAAAAUACAGUGGAAGAUAUAACGAUUACCCUUAUAAACAGUGGCAUAAUGACUGUAGGCAUAGCUGUAGAUCAAACUGUAAAUCAUGUAUUUCGUUCGAUCAGUGCACAUCGUGCAUUAACGGAAAAUACAGCGGAAGAUUUCAUGACAACUAUACGAUGAAUGAGUACAAAGAUUGUCGUCAUAGCUGUAAGUCCGACUGUGUAUCAUGUACAUCGUAUGACAUGUGCCUGGCAUGUGUAGAAGGGAAAUACAUUGGUAGACAAUACGACAACCCGAACUUUCCAAAAUUCAAUGACUGUCGUCUGGAUUGCCAAAGCAACUGCAAAUCAUGCUUAUCUUUCAAUAAGUGCACCGCUUGCAAAGGCGGAAAGUACAGUGGAAGAAAAUAUGACAGUUGGCGAAACGCUGUGUAUGAUGACUGCCGCCACAAUUGUCAGAGCAGCUGCAGAUUAUGUACGUCAUUUUAUAAAUGCAGUGAAUGUGUUACUGGCAGAUAUGGUGAGUAUUGCGAAAAUGUUUGUGGACGAGGGUGUUUGAACAAUACAUGCAAUAAACAGACUGGAAGAUGUAUGUGUUUAUUUGGCUUCCGUAGUAAUAAAUGUAAUGACUGCGCUACUGGGUAUUUUGGCACUAACUGUGGCAACAGCUGCAGAGGCUGUGUUGGUAAUAAUUGUCAGAGAGAUGGCAAAUGCAACUCUGGCUGUAAACAAGGAUUCCGUGGAGAAAAAUGCGACGGUUGUGAGCCUGGAAAAUAUGGCUACUACUGCAAUAGCAUAUGUGAUUCAAAGUGUGAACAAUGCAUUUCAAAAACAGACUGUACAGUUUGUAAAAAAGGAUAUUUCGGAGAGCAUUGCCAGUUGCGUUGUCCCCCACACUGUGAAUAUUGUACAUCUGAAAACGCGUGUUUGGCAUGCAAUCCCGGUUUCUUCGGAGAAAUUUGUUCAGAUGAAUGCCCAAGCAACUGUAAAGACAACAUAUGUACAAAAGAAGAUGGAGCUUGCUUCUCUUGCAAUUCAGGAUUUUAUGGAAUACACUGUGAUAAAAAAUGCCCCAUUAAUUGUGCAAACAACACUUGCGAUACUAAUGGAAACUGCAUCUCUUGUCAAGGUGACUAUACGAAUACAGAAAGAAAUUGUGAAUGUGCCAAGCAUAUUUGUUCAGACAGUUCCUGUUCUAGCUGUAACGGAUCAACAUUUUACGUUGAGAAAAAUGCCUGCUGCCCAUGUAGCAAAACCUGUAAACAUUCUCAAUGUGAAUCAGCAUCUAAAUGUUCAAGAGGAUGUGAGGCUGGUUAUUAUGGGGAUGACUGCUCUUCUAGAUGUAAAAAUAUAGAUCCCGCUUGCGCUGAAUGCGCUGGCCAUUACACAAAAACCAACGGCAUUUGCGUGAAAUGUAAUGUUGGUUACUACUUCGAGAAAGUGUCUAAUCGCUGUUAUACCUGUCCUAUAUAUUGUGCGGAUAAUGUUUGUAAUCCAGUAAAUGGCACAUGUAUGAAAGGCUGUAGUGAUGGAAGAUGGGGUGAUAAAUGCGAAAAAGAAUGCUCAUCAAGUUGCCACCAGUGUCAGCAGAGUACAGGGAAAUGUUUGACAUGUAAAGGUGGCAAGCAUUCAUUUAACUGCACUGAAGAGUGCAGUGAAAAUUGUAAUUCCACAAGAGGAAUUGGAAUAUGUACUAUAGAGAGCGGAGCAUGCCUGCACGGAUGUUCGUCAUUUCGUAGAUAUGGUAUGUACUGUGAAAAUGAUUGCAGCAGCAGUUGUCUUAACCAGACAUGCGACUGGAAGACAGGUCAUUGUCUAUUUGGAUGCAUUUCAGGCUUUCAUGGGAAAAACUGUGAGAACCAAUGUAGUAUAAUGUGCUCGAAGGUGGAUAAAGGAAGUAGUCAGUGCAAUGAGUCAACCGGAUAUUGUUUUGGAGGGUGCAAUGACGGGUGGUAUGGAGUCCUGUGUUACCAGAAAUGCGGCGAUACAUGUAUUAACAAAACAUGUGACAGAGAAUCUGGAAACUGUCUUCUCGGAUGUACUAAUGGGUAUAAAGGGUCGAAGUGCAUACAAGCAUUGAAAGGAACUGAUGAUGGUGGUAAAACGGGAAUGAUAUUUGGUUUGGCAGCUGGCAUUGUUUCUUUCAUAUUGAUCAUUAUAGGAAUCGCUUUAAUGUAUUUUAUUAGAAAAAGACGAAACAAUAAGGCAAUGGGUAAAGGACACAACUCAAAUGAAAACAGGCACGAUAACAUUGCAGUAACCUUUAGUGAGAUACAGGCCGGCGAAAUAGAAUUUGAACAAAACAAUGCAGUUUAUGCGAGGCCUAACAAACCAAUGAAAAGAGAAGAGGAAUCCACGGCGACAAACAAAACCAACAACAAUUUUGCUUCUAUAAAUGUAAUUGAUACUGAGGGUAAACGGGAAAUCAAACAGAACGAUGCAGUUUAUGCGAGGCCUAACAAACAAAAAAAAGGGGACGUAGCUGGUGAUCAGCACUAUAAAGAAUCCCCCACAGACAACAGUGAUAAUGACAGUGGCAGUAAAAACCUUUACGAUGAAAUUACCAAAUCUGAUGACGACAAUUUUAGAAAAAGUAAAACACGUAUCAAACCACCAAUUAAAACAAAGGCAACAGUAGUUUAUGAAAAUAGUGGUAUAAGAACAUCUGCGUCCAAGAAUUCAAGAGCAAAAUAUAAUACACGACAAUUCACGAGCUCAGUUCUGGAGAUAGAGGAAGACUUGAUCAAUUUGACAGCUCUUACAUGUACAAGCAAUACGGCUCUAUCGCAAGAAGACUCUCGUACAAAAGACACUGAAGCAGACUAUGCAUACUACAAUGUAGCUGACGUGAAAAAGCGAAAAGUGCCGAUUGACAAGUUAGAAGAGUAUGUUUCGGAGCUGACAAGAAAAGACUUCGAAGAAGAGUUUGAUAAACUUCCACCUGGACUAAUCAGACCGUACACUGAGUCACAGAAAAAAGCAAAUUUGACGAAGAACAGAUACAAAGGGAUAUAUCCAUAUGAUAAAACCAGGGUGGUUCUUAGUGGAGAAGGAUCGGACUAUAUAAAUGCAAGUUUUAUAGACGGAUACAAGAAGAUAAAAGCUUACAUAGCUUCAAUAGGUCCAACAUAUAAAUAUAUGGAGGAUAUGUCUCCAUUCUGGCGAAUGGUUUGGCAAGAGAAAGUAGGGAAAAUUGUCAUGCUGACAAAUUUGUCUGAAGCAGGGGAACCGAAGUGUGAUCAAUACUGGCCGGAGAAAGACUGUAGCGAGCUAUUUAAUGAUAUCCUGGUUACAUCUGACCGUGAAGAUAUAUAUGCUGAUUAUACCAUCAGGUCGUUUACUUUGCAGAAAGACUCCGAAGUCAGAAGUAUCGUUCAAGCUCAUUUCACAGCAUGGCCGGAUAAAGGUACACCUGAUGACGUCACCAGUUUAGUAGAAUUUCGUCAAAAGGUCAACAGCUUAGGCACAGAUCUUCAUGGCCCUAUUCUUGUUCAUUGUAGUGCUGGUAUAGGGAGAACAGGAACUUACAUUUCCAUUGAUAGUCUAGUGCAAGAAGGUGAAGCUGAAGGCGGAGUUGACAUCUAUGCAUGCGUCAGAAAUUUAAGGGAGCAUAGGGUCAAUAUGGUUCAAACUGCAGGGCAAUACCAGUACCUGCAUAAUGCCGUUGUGCACACGCUGACAUUUGCCUGCAAACCAGUUAAAGCUUCCAUGUUUCAUGAGUACAUGUCAACACAUACAACUGAACAUCUUGGAAACCAAUUUCAGCAUUUACAAGCUUCUAUCGAAAUAAGAUCUGAUGACGAAACGGAGGCAGUCAGAUUGAAUAAAAAAUUGAAAGAUAAAAAUAGGACUGAUGCUGAUAUUCCAGGACACAUUUGCAGACCAAGACUAUAUCUUCGCAGAAAACAAGGCAUGUCAGGUUACAUCAAUGCGCUGUAUAUCAAUAGUUUCAGGACUAAAAACCGAUUCCUUGUUGCACAAACCCCUUUGCCAAAUACCGUUGAGGAUUUCCUUACCCUGAUUGUGCAGGAAAAUGUUUCUUGUAUUGUUACCAUGGAGCCAAGAUUGAACGGAAAUAAAACCGUCGGCACUUACUAUCCUGAUGACAGUCAACCACUUAAAGUCGGAUCCUGUACUGUCCAGUCUGAAAUGGCAGAAUGCACGAAACAGUAUGUAGAGAGGAAACUAAAAAUAUUAUAUCAAGGAAAAUCAAGUACGCAAGAAGUUACAGUCACACAUAUUCAAUUUACAAAAUGGAUUGAAAGGCAGAAACCUCCAGACGACCCAAAGAUGUUCAUGCGUUUUGUGAAAGAUGUAGAACUGAAGUGCGAUGGUGAUGACAUGGAAAGACCCAUUUUGGUUCAUUGUUUAACUGGGGCUGAAAAGAGUGGACUUUUCUGCGUUGUUUCAAUACUUUUGGAGAAAAUACAACUUGAGCAAGAAAUAAGCGUGGUGAACACAGUUCGUCAAGUCAAAAACAGGCGGCACAAAUCUAUACCAAAUAAAGAGCAGUAUAUUUUCUGCCACCAGUGUUUGGAUGAAUAUCUACAAACAUUUGAUACAUACUCUAAUUUUUGCCUUGAGAGGUAGUUUUCUUCAAAACUGAAUUCAGAGACAAACAACACGUGUAUAUACAACACUAAAAUAUUGUAACCAAUUCGUAUACAUGGAACAUAUUUGUUUUACAAUGACUUGAAUUAUAUAGCGAAAGAGUAAUGGUGAUAGUAUGCUACGCAGAAAAGAGGGGCCACGAAAGAAAACCACACAGAACAGGCGAAUAUAUGCUAGAUGUUUACAAGAAUGUAUAUAAUAUAUUUUAUAUCUCGUGCUACAAUCGAAGUAGUGUAUCUAAACCAUUGAUUUUAACUUGUGAAUAUAAUCAUUGUCUUUCACAUGAAUAUUAUUACAUCACUCGAUCUGCGCACUUGUGUGGUAUAAUAAUUUCCCAUCUGAACUCCAAACAAUAACUUUAUUCAGCUAAAAAUACUGUUUUGGAUAUUUAAUUUCAUAAAUUACAUAUUUUAUGGUGAAAAAAUCAUAUGUACAUGUUAUACAGUCAAAAGGAAUUGAUGCUUGACAAUUUUGAAAAAUAAGAAUAAACACAAAUGACUUUUGUGAUGUAAUACACUUACUUAUAUCGUUAAUGAAAUGUAAAUAAGUUGAGUGAAAAAUAGGCGCUGUAUCAUAAACUGCUGUCUGAGGUUUUGGAUUUUGUACUUGUAGGAAAGUAAAGUUGUAAAUAGCAUAAUAUAUGUGUUUUAACAUGUCAUGUUAUAUAUUUCGUACACAUUGUAUUUGUCAUAGUUAUUUUCAUCGUGUACCCUUUAUGGGUACUAUAUUUGAGUAUGUUUCUAACACGCUUUUAAUAUAUGGAAGUUAUCAUGCUCGUGUAGUUAUGUGUCAUAGCUAGUGUUAGGUUAACUAUAACAGAAGGCGAUUACCGGCUGUCUGUGUUGUUUUUUUUUUUUUUUUUGUUUUUUUUUGAAUUUUGGUCUGAUUGAAAAAAAUAUUUUCGCUUCAACAUAUUGAAAAAAGUCUGGCUCCCAAAUCGCUAACGAAAAAUUUUCUGGUUCCGGGUCAGAAUGAAAAAGAACAAUUACUUCCAUUAGUGUGUAAGUCAUUUUUCUUCGCUUUUAAACUGCUUUUCUAUAACAUAUAGUUACAUAUGCAUGUAUUAGGAAAAGUAUAUUUAAUGACUGAAUUCUGUUUUCAUUGAUAUUGGUAUAAACUACAUUACGACUUCUUGCAACUCGGUGAGUUCCGCUAGUGAUUUUUGGAUUGUUUCCAGAUAUCCGUUGGUUGCAUCCGUAUAUUUAUUAUUGUUAAACGCGUUACAUUCAUUUCUUGAAUUUACCUUUUUAAUAAUUGCUUACUGCAAAAACAUGAGGUUUCUUUAGAAAUACGUAAAAAAAUCAUAAUACAUAUUCGCCUAUCGAUUUUACAAAAGUAGAUGAAACGGCCAGAAAAAAAAAACAAAUUGCAUUUUUUCUUCAAAUAAAAAUUCAAAUCAAAAUAUCUUUAUAUCCGAUCAAAAAUAGUUGUAGAAUUGGUUCAGUUUUAAUCUUUACCGAGAACUUUUGGUACAUACUAAAAGUUAUUUUCAGUUUUAUUGUCGAUUUUCAAAAAAAAUGUCCUUUGAUUUUGCUUCUUUUGUGAAUGACGUCAGAUCACAUUUGCAAUAUUGCGGAAAAGGUCGCCCGUGACAUUUGAUGCAACAGUGUUGUUUUAAGACAGUAAAAUUUACUUAAUGUUAUUUUCUUUAGUUUUAAAAUGCAUAGUGAACCUAACAAUAUAUCUUUAAAUAACACUAUUUGUCCAGUAUUUAGACAGAAGAUUAUUUCCAUCAACGUUUUAAUAUUAAACACUGCAGCAGAAGAGGAAUACAAGUUAGAUUUGGAAGUAUUAAAGUUGUAUUAUGUAAUUUUGACUGCAUUAUGUUAUAUUUAU
This is a messenger RNA of Mercenaria mercenaria, 7142 nucleotides long. RefSeq names its product cell death abnormality protein 1-like. Gene Ontology annotation, molecular function: protein tyrosine phosphatase activity. The transcript has 23 exons. Gene Ontology annotation, biological process: protein dephosphorylation. Bases 135 to 5285 code for a protein of 1716 amino acids. NCBI's taxonomy places the organism in Eukaryota, Metazoa, Mollusca, Bivalvia, Venerida, Veneridae. The record is from RefSeq and is a predicted model, not a curated record.